This is a messenger RNA of Rhizophagus irregularis DAOM 181602=DAOM 197198, 459 nucleotides long. The record is from RefSeq and is a predicted model, not a curated record. NCBI's taxonomy places the organism in Eukaryota, Fungi, Glomeromycota, Glomeromycetes, Glomerales, Glomeraceae.
GAGUUCAGACUGUAAUGUAACAAUUUUUAUUGGUUUAAAAUUAAUCGUUUUUUUUUUUUGACAUAUUCGAACAUAAAUAUUAUAAAAAUAUCUUGAUAACUUUUUUCUCCUUAAACUUUCUUUUUUUUUCGCUUUUUAAAUUUAAAUCUACAUUUCAUAUAUAUUUUGAUCUUUCUUAUUUACUGCAUCCUUUUUUGGCUAAAUAAAUAAUAUAGUAUAAUAAAUACAUACAAAAAAUGGAUAAUAAUCCUCUUUCUUCUCUUUCAAGUUCUCAUUCAAGAAAUGAUUCAUUAUCUCAAAGUGAAUUAUUAGAUGGAUUUUUAUUAGUUAGACCCGUUUGGGUUGAUGAUGAAACUGUUAAAAAUUGUAAAGGUUGUGAAAUUGGGUUUACUGCUAUUAGAAGGAAGGUCGGUUAAACAAAAAAUUUUAGAGUGGAUUUAUCAUGUUUAUUUAAUGAAU